AUGUCAACGCAACUUACUCACACAUGUGCACAAAUAUUUCGCAGGACAUUUCGUUGGAAAUUCAACAACUCGGGCGAAACUCUGGACGUGGGCAGUGAACGAUUCAGCGUGAAUGGCAGCCGCAGCAUUUUAAAGUACACACCAGUCACAGAUCAGGAUUAUGGCACACUGUCGUGCUGGGCCUCGAACGAGGUGGGCACCCAGCAGCAUCCCUGUCUGUUCCAAGUGGUCCUGGCCGCACUGCCGAAUGCCGUCAGCAAUUGUACCGUCUUCAACCGCACCGAACUGAGUGUUGACAUACAGUGCAUACCGGGCUAUGACGGCGGCCUGCCGCAAAUAUUUGUUCUCGAAAUGUUUUCAACACGCACCGGCAUCACCAGAUUCAAUUUGAGCAACGCCGAGGAGGCCCUCUUCUCGCUGGAGAACCUGGACACCCUGACCUCGAUGAUGGUCCAGGAGAACAACUCGCUUCGGCUCCGCAUCUACUCGUACAACCAGAAGGGCCGGAGUGCCGCUUAUCUGCUGCCCGAUUUCAUAAUUGGCUCAACAGCUUACAAGACAGACGACGACGUAACCCUGACACUGUCGCCGGUGAUUGUCGGCAGUGUUCUGACCAUCAUAAUUAUUGGUGUGGCUAUCGCGAUACGAAUAUUCGUGGUGACAUUUGUGCACAAUUUGCGCCGCAAUCGCCAUCACGGCAACAAGGCGACCGCCGCGGGAGUGACGCCCCAACCUGGCGAUGUCUUCAAGGGCGGUAACUUGGAGAAACCGCGAUGGCAGCACACGGACAUAAAAACGAAAUCAUCGGAGGAUUUGGUUGAGGACGAACGUGAUCCGGACGUAAUACCAUCGCAAUACGUUGGUGGCGGCAGCGCCGGCAGCAGUGGCAGCAAUGCCUCGAACGUGGGGAGCACCACCGCCGGCACCGCCACUGGCAGCAGCACCUCUACCGCGGUGGUGGCAUCCGCGGUCAGCUCAGCCGCAUCAGCAUCCGUAUCAGGAACGGCAGUGUCAGCCGCAGAUGCCCAUCAGUUUGCAUCAGCCACAUCAGUGGGCGGCGUGGGAGGAGGCUCCUCAAAGUGGUCGCCCAAUGGCAACGUGGUGCCCCUGACCACAACGACGAUGCUGUCCGGCGAUGCAUCGAACGCAACUGUCACCUAUAAUCAAAUCAACGCCCAGCGGGCUCAACUUCUGGCGGCCGUGGCGGCGGCGGGGGGCGGCUGCAGCAGCACCGUCAUAUCGCCCAGCAGCAGCAUGCUGAGUGGAAUGGGCGGGCUGGGCAAGCCGCUGGGCCUCGGAAUUGGGGGCAUGGUCAUCGGUUCACCCACCUCCCUGUCAUCGAACUCGACCUUGGCGGCCGCUGCGGGUCACCUCCAGCCGAUGCACAGCAGCGGAGUGGGAGGCACCCUGCCCCCGGGCCUGGGCAGUGGUGGGGGCUACAUACUAAACGCCUAUGCCACUGGACGACUGCACCAGCAGCCUGGAGGGGGAGGCACCCACACCGCCACCCUGAACAGGCACCACCACCACCAACAGCAGCAGCACCACCUCCCGCACCAUCAUCAGCAGCAACAGCACCAUUCUGGCUCUAACCUGCUGCUCGGCAGUUCGGGCAGCGUCAUGGGCGUGGUGGGCGUGGCCAAAAACUCAAACUCCACAACGACAGCCACAACAUCGUGCAACUCGUCGCAGGACCUCGAUGACAACAUAAACAUCAAUGCGAUCAAGGAUUGCCUAAUGACGCAGAGGGUGCCAGAGAGCUGCGUCUAAGGCUCUGGCUACAAGGAUCUUAAGUUUAAAUAAUUAUUUAGGGUAUAUGAAUAUGUAUG
Molecule: messenger RNA, 1829 nt
Organism: Drosophila bipectinata
Lineage: Eukaryota; Metazoa; Arthropoda; Insecta; Diptera; Drosophilidae
Source: RefSeq, a predicted model, not a curated record